CGAAACACAUCCUCACAUGGGACGUUCAGUUUUUACUUUGAAUCAAAUGAUAGCCGAAAACGCUUAAGUUUUACUCUUUUUAAAUACCCACGUCGUCAUCAUGUUGAAAUCUAAAACCUUCGUUAAGAAGACUCGGGGCGGCCGGGUGAUGAAAAUAGUGCGCGAGCAUUAUCUGCGAGACGACAUUUGGUGCGGAAGCGAGGCGUGCGACCAGUGCCGCCAGGAGUCCACUGUGCUGCAGAGAGAAGCAUGCAUCGAGAGCAACUUGUGCUCGUUUUCGCAUUACCUCGUCCCCGACACCAAUGUGGUGUUGCAUCAGAUCGAUGUUUUGGAGGACCCCGUGAUUUGCAACGUGGUGAUCCUCCAGACCGUUCUGCAGGAAGUACGCCACCGCAGCGCGCCGGUCUACAAACGUCUCAAGGAUCUCAUCCACGAGGAGGAAAGACACUUCUACACAUUUACCAACGAGCACCACAGAGAGACAUUCAUCGAACGCGAACCGGGGGAGAGCGCCAACGACCGUAAUGACCGAGCUAUCCGUGUGGCGGCCAAGUGGUAUAGCGAGCACCUGGCAAAGCCCGAUGACCCCAAGCUGGUGCUCCUAACUAAUGACGUCGCUAAUAAGCAGAAGGCACAAGAGAGCGGUCUGUUGGUGUACAAAUUCGAGGAGUACGUCAAGGGCCUGAUCGCGAAUCCCGAGCUCGUGGAUCGCCUCGCCUUGUCAAAUGAUGACAAGAACGACAUCGCCAGCAGUAGGGUGUUAUUCCCCGAGCAUCUCCCGCUGUCCAGGAUCCAGGCUGGCAUCAAAAGCGGCUCCUUCCUCCAGGGGACCUUCAAGGCCAGCAGGGACAACUAUCUGGAGGCCAAAGUUUUUAUCCAAAAAGAUGAGGAAGACGGCACAGAGGUUUUGAUCCAGGGCCUUCAGCACCUCAACAGAGCCGUGCACCAAGAUGUGGUCGCCGUGCAGUUGUUGCCGCGCAGUCAAUGGGCGGCGCCGUCUUCCGUCAUGCUGCAGGAUGUGGGCUCGGCCAAAGACGACACCACCACCGAAGAAGAGGAGCAGGAGGAGGAUGCUCUGAUAAGUUGCGGAGGGGAUGUCGACAGGAAGCCGACAGGCAAGAUAGUGGGGAUCAUCAAGAGGAACUGGAGGCCCUUCUGUGGCAUGCUCAACAUCUCCCAAAUCAAAGAGUCGACACGCCACCUUUUCACGCCGGCCGACCGCUGCAUUCCACGCAUCCGCAUCGAAACCCGCCAAGCGUCCACAUUAGCAGGCCAGAGGAUCAUGGUGGCCAUCGACGGCUGGCCCAAAGACUCCAGAUAUCCAAAUGGUCACUUUGUCCGUACUUUGGGCGUGGCGGGGGAAAAGGAGACGGAAGAAGAAGUCUUGCUGCUGGAGCACGACGUUCCCCAUCAGGCCUUCUCUCAGGCCGUGCUUAGUUUUCUUCCCAAAAUGCCAUGGAGCAUCAAACCGGAGGACAUCGUGGGCAGGGAGGACCUGAGGCAUCUGACAGUGUGCAGCGUGGAUCCUCCCGGAUGCACGGACAUCGACGACGCGCUCCACUGUAGAGAGCUGGCCAACGGCAACUUUGAGGUGGGAGUCCACAUCGCCGAUGUCACUCACUUCAUCAGACCCGGAAACGCUCUGGACAAAGAAGCCGCCAACCGAGGCACGACCGUUUACCUCUGUGGGAAAAGGAUCGACAUGGUUCCCGAGCUGCUCAGCUCCAAUCUGUGUUCGCUCCGCUCCAACGUGGACAGGCUGUCUUUCUCGUCUAUCUGGGAGAUGAAUCAAAAGGCUGAAGUUGUGAAAACGCGCUUCACGAAAAGUGUCAUCAACUCUAAGGCAUCUCUGACGUAUGCUGAGGCCCAGAUGAGGAUCGAUGAUACGGGCAAGAAUGACGACAUCACCAAAAGCCUGCGCGGCCUCAACAAGCUCGCCAAGAUCCUGAAGAAGCGCAGGAUUGAGAAAGGGGCGCUGACGUUGUCCUCCCUGGAGGUCCGCUUUCACAUGGACAGCGAAACCCACGACCCCAUUGAGCUUCAGACCAAAGAGCUCAUGGAGACCAACUCCAUGGUGGAGGAGUUCAUGUUGCUGGCCAACAUUUCAGUCGCCCAGAAGAUCUACGACGAGUUUGCCGAGUGCGCCCUGUUGAGGAAACAUCCGGCACCGCCGCCUUCCAACUAUGACAUUCUCCUGAAGGCAGCAAAGUCCAAGGUGGGUCAAGAACUUGUUCAUGGGCUUGCACACGUUAACAACUAAUA
Messenger RNA from Hippocampus comes (tiger tail seahorse), 2262 nucleotides. RefSeq names its product exosome complex exonuclease RRP44-like. Gene Ontology annotation, molecular function: RNA binding; 3'-5'-RNA exonuclease activity; endonuclease activity. The coding region runs from base 101 to 2260 and encodes 719 amino acids. Lineage: Eukaryota; Metazoa; Chordata; Actinopteri; Syngnathiformes; Syngnathidae. Gene Ontology annotation, cellular component: nuclear exosome (RNase complex); cytoplasmic exosome (RNase complex). Gene Ontology annotation, biological process: nuclear mRNA surveillance of mRNA 3'-end processing; rRNA catabolic process. The transcript is spliced from 16 exons. The record is from RefSeq and is a predicted model, not a curated record.